Messenger RNA from Physella acuta, 4033 nucleotides. Its product is annotated as 32 kDa beta-galactoside-binding lectin lec-3. Gene Ontology annotation, molecular function: carbohydrate binding. NCBI's taxonomy places the organism in Eukaryota, Metazoa, Mollusca, Gastropoda, Physidae. The record is from RefSeq and is a predicted model, not a curated record.
CCGACCGCCAUUUUUCCUUUUGCGUGUCCCAACUUUGUGUGGUGAGCUGCCUGUCAGAAGUUGCUUUUAAAUCGAAACGACACCUAUUCAAAAAGUUUUAAGAUGUUUUAACAUCGCAGUGUAGGUACGUGACAACAAAUUUGUUUAGCAAGAUCAUGCUGUUGGGGCUGCAGACUUUGCUAUCUUUUCUGGCCAGCUUUUUGUUGGUUAAAGGUGACAACAUCACCUACCAUCACAACUACAAGCGCAGUUUUACAGCAACUUCUUUGUAUCGCUUACCUUACUACGGCCAAAUUCGGUAUGCGAUUUACGAUGGUAAAGAGAUUAUUAUUGAUGGAAGCCUCCUUUCUAGAGCAACAAGGAUGACUUUGGAGCUAUGCGAUACCAACAAAUGCAACAACCAUGUUCCAAUCCACGUAUCAUUCCGACUGAACACAAACCAAAUGAUAGUCAGCUCUAAGACAGCUGGGAAGUGGAACCGCGAAAUUAACGCGGGCUCGAUCCCUGUGACCAAAGGACAGACUUUCACCAUCAAGUUCGUCAUUCACAGCAACAAGAUCAGGAUUUACAACAAGCAGAGAUUAGUGUAUGAUUUUAUAAACCCCAUUACCUUCGACAACAUCCAAUUUAUCUCCAUUCGUGAUAAUGCAGUUGUGACUUCGAUCCUGUAUUCUAAUUCAAACAUUGUUAUUCCAAGAUCAGCACACGGACAAUAUAUCAUUUUACAAGCCACACCCACAAGUGCUGAGAGGUUUACCUUUACGAUCGAGUGCUGGUACGACGUCACCGUGCAGCUUGAGGCCUUGUUUAACUUCGAAGGAGAUGAGAAUGAAGUCCUCGUCACCAAACGCAUCAGCGGCGUUUGGGACACUGAGUACGAAUGCUGCUGCGUUUUUCCCUUCACAGUCAACACGGCUUUCACAAUGAGGAUUAUGUACACAACCACGGAUAUUGAGAUAACUGUAGGAGAUGCAGAUGAAUUCAAGUACACGCAGCCGUCUGUAAGCGGUUGCACAGAGGAAAAACUUGUCUGGAGCCAAAUGACCGUCUCCACACUGCACACCACGUGAACCAUCUCAAUCGACUGACCAAAUGACAAGAUACUGACAAUCGACUGACCAAAUGACAAGAUACUGACAAUUCACAGACCAAAUGACAAGAUACUGACAAUUGACAGACCAAAUGACAAGAUACUGACAAUCGACAGACCAAAUGACAAGAUACUGACAAUUGACAGACCAAAUGACAAGAUACUGACAAUUGACAGACCAAAUGACAAGAUACUGACAAUUGACAGACCAAAUGACAAGAUACUGACAAUUGACAGACCAAAUGACAAGAUACUGACAUUUGACAGGCCGAAUGACAAGAUACUGACAAUCGACUGACCAAAUGACAAGAUACUGACAAUCGACUGACCAAAUGACAAGAUACUGACAAUCGACUGACCAAAUGACAAGAUACUGACAAUCGACUGACCAAAUGACAAGAUACGGACAAGUGACAGACCAAAUGACAAGAUACUGACAAUCGACUGACCAAAUGACAAGAUACUGACAAUCGACUGACCGAAUGACAAGAUACUGACAAUCGACUGACCGAAUGACAAGAUAGUGACAAUCGACUGACCGAAUGACAAGAUAGUGACAUUUGACAGACCGAAUGACAAGAUACUGACAAUCGACAGACCGAAUGACAAGAUAGUGACAUUUGACAGACCAAAUGACAAGAUACUGACAAUUGACUGACCAAAUGACAAGAUACUGACAAUUGACUGACCAAAUGACAAGAUACUGACAAGUGACAGACCAAACGACAAGAUACUGACAAGUGACAGACCAAACGACAAGAUACUGACAGUUGACAUACAUAAUGCUGUUAUAUUGACAAUUGACUGACCGAAUAAUGUUUUUCUGCUGGGUAGAUGUAUUUAUAGAAAUGUUUUGGAAAGUCACUAGUAAAACUUCUUUUUUAACACUGCGGAGUCCUAUUCGGUUGCCGCAUAUAAACGUUUAAGCGACUGCUUGAUAAAACUAACCAAAAUUAACGUACAUAUUGUAAUACUAAUUCAAAUAAUGAUUCGUGAAAGAAAUUGGACGUAGUUGUGUUAUCUACCAAAACAAUUUUCUUUUUCCUUAAAAACGAAGUAAUUAACUUUCUUCAAUAAGAAAAUAAUUACUUAAAAUUUACAAAUUAUUAUCUCAGUUAUGUCUGGGUUUUAAGUUAAAUCGUAAAAAAAAAUAGCCUUUUUACCGCAGAGGUGUUUAGAAAAUAAUGGAGCGGAAAAAACUAGUUCCGGUAAAAAUUGAACAAAAACUCCGGGCUUAAAAAAAUUAAAGAAAAAAAUUCUUAAAAUAUUUAUUUGGCCAUUAAACAGGUGGAAUAUGCAUUUUCAGUUAGCUGCUUUUCUGUAGAUUAGCUUCUGUAGAGUCAGCUUCCGGGUAGUUAGGUUUCAAACAUAUUUUAUAACCAAUAACAAAAUACUUUUUUUAAAAAUUUAAUUGUUUAUAUUUAUAUACGGUAUAGGUACUUUUUAUUCUAUUCUGUAUAUUCUAUCCUAUGGGUAUUUCUACAGUAAUAUAACAACUGAAAGAAAAUUAAUUAUAGUGUUUAAAAUGUUAUGUGAGAAAAGUAAUUCUUCUUCUUUGUCUUUCUUAAUUUUAAUUUUGGAAGUUAUUUUCUUCAACACUUAUGUGUCAACACUUUAUGUAUUUUGUGUUUCGUGGUUUUUUUUUUCUUUCUUUUUUCUUUGUGUUUCGUUGAAUCUAAUUUCAACAUGCUUUCCUUUCUAUACUUGAUUCCAACAAAGAAUUAAACCUUUUUAAUCGUAAUGGUGUAAAACGUCUAAAGUACUCAUCGUCUAAAUUAAUGAUUUAAAAAUUAAUAUUGAAAGUGUUGUAAAACAAUUUUCAUUUUUUAAACUUAUAGUGACAAUUUUCGGCAUGUCCAUCACACAAAACUUUAAAAAAUGUAUCACCUUUCAAAAAACAUCUAAUUAUGUCUGAAAAUUAUUUACAUUUAGUUAUUUAGAACUCAUUACGUCACCUGAUAAAUUAGGCGAACGCAAUUACUUCCCUUUAUAAUAAACAUUACAUAGGGUGGAGAAAUUUAUUUUUAUUAUUUUGUUUUGGUGUUGGGAAAAAAAACAAAUUACAUAAUUAGCAGAGAUUGAUCAAGUGCAAUGUGGUAGGUAUUUCAAAUAGUGCCUUUUGUUUAUUUUAUACACUGGACGUACUGUUUACUAAUUAUUUUUGAAUCAAGAACAGUUAAGAAGCCAGCCCCUAAAUGCCCUCUAUGUUUACUUCUUUCCGUUAGCGGAUGAGCUUGGGGUAUUAUAAUUGUUCACUAAAUUAAAACAAGCCAGUCAGCCGGCGCCCUGGCACGGCUCGAUUUGGCAAUCUGGGCUAUCCUAUAAACACUAUGAAGCACAAUUUCUUUUUAAACAGUGCGGUAGACUAUGGAUAAGAUGGGUUACUAUAGUCUUUAAGUAAAUCAAAUCCGGCCGUCCUCCGACACUCUGACAGGGUGCUAUUUGGUGCCCCGGGCCUUCCCUUGUUCGCUAUGGCGCUUACGCUCGGUUAAGUGGCUGCAAAAGAAUAUGAAUAAGUUGGGGUACUAUAGUCGUUUACUAACUUGAAUCAGGUGGUUCCACCGGCGCCACAUAAUGAUGCGAUUUGGCGCCCGGGGCUAGACUGUCAGCACUUGUAGUGUAUGUUUGCGUUUGUGUUUUUUUGUGUUUGGGUUGGCGUUUGUAGUUGGGUUUGUUUUGAUUUGUUUUGUUUUCGUUUACUUUGUGUUUUCUUUGUGUUUGCGUUUGCGUUUGUGGUUGGGGUUGUGUUUGCGUUUGUGUUUGUAUUUGUGUUUGUGCUUGCAUUUGUGUUAUGUUUGCGUUUUUUUUUUGUAUUUUGGUUUUUGCUGGUUCUGGUUAGGGUGGUCGAUGUCGGGUAUGUGCGGAUUACUAAACACACAUGUCGUGGUCAUUUAAAGAUAGGUUUUUCACAGAGGCCAACGCAGGGCCUGGCCGGAACGGCUA